AUGCUAGCAAUACCCAACAGGUUCCCACCGCCCCCAGAAGUAAUGAUAACAUGCACACGACCCAAUCCAGGUCAUAUCGAGGUUGUCACGGGAGGCGUAGAUGCAAUAGGUUGUCGGAUCAGCUUCAUCCUCGAUAGUCAGAAGCGAAGAGAAUGGGGCAAGCUCGAGGGCGGGGAGAUGGCCUCCGUCAAAAGUACCGAAAUCCCCUUCACCCUAGCUGCCAUGGCCGCUCGAGCUCUGAAAACAUGA
Molecule: messenger RNA, 249 nt
Organism: Penicillium mononematosum
Lineage: Eukaryota; Fungi; Ascomycota; Eurotiomycetes; Eurotiales; Aspergillaceae
Exons: 1
Coding region: 1-249 (82 amino acids)
Source: RefSeq, a predicted model, not a curated record